Armigeres subalbatus is the source of this 1260-nucleotide messenger RNA. Its product is annotated as probable ribosome production factor 1. The coding region runs from base 116 to 1213 and encodes 365 amino acids. Gene Ontology annotation, cellular component: nucleolus; preribosome, large subunit precursor. Lineage: Eukaryota; Metazoa; Arthropoda; Insecta; Diptera; Culicidae. Gene Ontology annotation, biological process: maturation of 5.8S rRNA; maturation of LSU-rRNA. Gene Ontology annotation, molecular function: rRNA primary transcript binding. The record is from RefSeq and is a predicted model, not a curated record. The transcript has 2 exons.
UUCAACAGUGACAGUGACUUUGUCAGUUUUCAAAACAGUUGAACAACAAAACAACGUGGUUCAUUAUUUUAGUAUCAAAUUGAUUAUUCCCUGGCAAAAGCAAGUUUUACAGAAGAUGUCCAGUGGCAGCAACAGUGAUUCCGAUGUGGAGAAAGCUCCACUGAAAAAGGAAUCGAAAAAACGUAAGCGUCUUCAGGAUUAUUUGGACGAAAAAGCAGCUCGUGAAGCGGCGGAUCGUGUGGAGCAGGAACUGAUUCGCAGAAGGAAGAAUGGAUUGGGCGACGAUGAGGAAGCAGCCGAAGUUAGUUACCCGGUUAUCAACCCGAUCAAUUUUAUCAAAAACAAAGAAAUAAGAUCCAGAAAGUUUAAACGGCUCCAAGGGUCUAAGAAAAAAGAGGAGAAAGCUGCCAGAAAGGCGCGCAAGUUGGAAGGAGGUCCGAAAACCACUGGGCACACAAUUGAGAGCUUAAGGGAAAAGGAUCAAACAUCGUUAGCAAACGUUACUGAAGACGAUAAUGAAGAAAUUACAAAUGAUUUGGAGAAUGAUGAAUUCAACGAAUAUUACAAAAAGUCGUAUGAGCCGAAGGUACUGAUAACAUACAACGCCACACCGCAUACACGAACACGGAAAUUUGCCUCGGAAUUAGAAAGGAUACUUCCAAAUUCACUGGUUCAUGCUAGAAAUAAGGCGCGAUUGAAAAAUGUUUGUAAAAGCGCUAUUCGAGAGGAGUUUACCGAUUUGGUAGUUAUUAAUGAAAACAACAAACAACCGGAGGGUUUACUGGUCAUCCAUUUACCGGACGGCCCAACAGCCCACUUCAAAGUUAGCAACUUUAAGUCAGUGAGAGACUUAAAGAAGAGAGCAUCUGCAAUUAGUAGUCACCGCCCAGAAGUGAUCCUGACUAACUUCAGCACCAGAUUGGGUUUGACUAUCGGAAGAAUGCUGGGAGCUCUGUUCCAUUACGAACCCGAAUUCAAAGGACGCCGUGUCGCCACUUUCCACAAUCAGCGAGAUUACAUAUUCUUUCGACACCAUCUGUACGAGUUCGAUAAGAACGGUAAAAGAGUUAAGCUGCGUGAAUUGGGACCACGGUUCACCCUCAAGUUACGCUCGCUUCAACAGGGACUUUUCGACAGUAAAUGUGGCGAUUACGAAUGGAUGAUAACCAACAAGCGGCACCAGAUGGAAAGCAGAAGACGAUUCUUCCUGUAGAAAGUUUACAUUUUUUCAUUCAAUAAAUCGUGGCCACUUUGAAACAA